AUGGAAAGCUCGAUCUUGGUUCGUUUACUUCAAGUCCAAGCCCCGAAGGUUUGGAUCGCCACCGUCCUCCUCCUGCUUUGGCAGUCGAACCUGGUAUUCACGGAGGGAGGGAACAUCGAUUUCAUCGAGAUUUUCAGUGGACAGGCUAAGGUGACACAAUAUUGGUCUGAGCAGGGUUACAGGUGCUGCAAGGUCGACUUAGAUUACGAUGAAUGUAUGGACUUCAAUGCUUGCGGCGGCUUUCUGCUUUGUGCCCACUUGAUCUUGAAUCAAGUGCCUGACAGGUGCAACCUUCUAGCACCCGUUUGUGGUAGUUGGAGCGCAGUGAGCAGAGGAAGCACAUUGCGGUCCUAUAUCAACCCAAUGGGCCGGCACUGCCCAAGUGUAGAUUCUGGAAACCGAAUGGUAUCAAGGUGUGUGCUACUCAUUUUGCUCAUGAUGAGCAAAAACUUAAGGUGGUUGCUUGAGCAACCGCACCAGAGCUUGCUCCCGCGACACAAGAGAAUGGAAUGGUUAUUGAACCGGGUAGUGUUUGUACACAUCGUCUACUUCUGGAUGAUGCACUACAACAAAAAAAGCCCCAAGCGUUCCAUGAUGCUUAGCAAUAUGUCCUCCAUUUCUAUGCUGGACUUGGGGGUACUGACCAAAAAACAACGUGACAUUCCAGAUCGACUUGAAACAACGUGCAAAUAUUUGGAUAAGGAUGGCAUCUUAAGAUAUCAGGGAAACAAGCAAUUGAAGUCGACCCAGUUCUACAGCCGUGAAUUUGGCAAAAAGCUCCUCGAAGUGUACCAGGCCGCACAAGCUGAUAGCUCCAGAUUGGACCUGCGCACCCGGCCAGAGAUAGAUUCUCGGAAGACGGACCGCGAGCUAUUCGAGAACUUGCCGUUGGGAGAUAUUUGGUACGAGUCUGAUUGCCACAAAGCCUUUGAAUACUUGUACAACUCCAAAUAUUUGAGGAUCCCUACAUCUUGGGCUCCCACUAUCCAAUCUUUCCGAACUGACCUCUUGGAAGAGGUGAAGCGGAUUGAAUCAAACCCUGAUGGCCGAGAUUGCAUCUAG
Durusdinium trenchii is the source of this 1062-nucleotide messenger RNA. The record is from the annotation of a GenBank genome assembly. NCBI's taxonomy places the organism in Eukaryota, Dinophyceae, Suessiales, Symbiodiniaceae.